AUGGAAUACACGGUAAACGAAAUCACAGGUCAAAGUACGUGCACAGAAUCAGGACGCUACUCAACCACACCUGACGAUGACAACACUACCACCUCCGAUAACGACACAACUACCACUGCAAAAUAUUCUAAUCCCGAUGAAGAUGAAUUUCUCUUAAUGCUGUGGAAGAAUUUAUUUCAAAAAGUGAAUACCCUAUUGGCAGAGACAAAGAAAAUAAAUGGUGAAGCGGAUAAAAUGAGCAGUGAAAUUACAAACAUGAAUAGAGAAAUAAAUAAACUAAACAACAAUCUUGUGGAUGUGAAUCAGAAAAUUGAUGGUUUGACCAAAAGGCAAGAGGAACAAAAAAAGAAUGUGGAAAAAAUACUGAAGCAAAUAUCACCGAUGAAUGUCACCUUGAGGGAUGAGGAAAACCUUAAAACUUUACAACAUUGGACAACAAUCCUUAGACGAAUAGACGGCUCUGUAAAUUUUUACAGGAACUGGAGAGGUUAUAAAGUGGGUUUCGGUAAUCCACCUCAUGGCGAAUUCUUCAUUGGUCUGGACAAACUGCAUGAAUUGACAACAGCUGUUCCAAACAUAGAACUUAAAGUGAUUUUAAGAGAUUGGAAUGGUGAAGAACGUUAUGCUCUCUACGAUGGGUUUCGUAUUGGAAAUGAAGCAGAGCAAUAUGAAAUGAAGGUACUAGGCAAAUAUAGGGGCACUGCUGGAGAUUCUUUGGAAUAUCACAAAGGUAGAAAGUUUUCUACCUUUGAUGAAGAGAAUGAUAUUGAUAUUACGAAUUGUGCCCAGUCAGCGAACGGGGCUUGGUGGUUUGGUGCAUGUUAUUUCAGUCAUCUAUUUGGACCAUAUCGAAGUGGCAUUCACUGGUGGCAUUGGAAGAAUGCUUAUUAUUCAUUUAAAAAUGCUGAAAUGCUCAUUAGAGCAAAAUCCGAAUAA
Messenger RNA from Musca vetustissima, 936 nucleotides. Its product is annotated as microfibril-associated glycoprotein 4-like. Bases 1 to 936 code for a protein of 311 amino acids. The transcript is spliced from 6 exons. NCBI's taxonomy places the organism in Eukaryota, Metazoa, Arthropoda, Insecta, Diptera, Muscidae. The record is from RefSeq and is a predicted model, not a curated record.